AUGGGUAAUGGAAUGACUAAAUUUAGAAAGUAUUUGACCAGUGGGGACGAAUAUGCGGCCAUUCAACUCUAUACCCAAAGCAAUGACCUUCAUAAAAACCUCGAUCCUAAUUUGUCAUAUGGCUACAAUUAUCAGCACAAUACACCACUACACUAUGCUGCUAAACAUGCCAUGAAAUCACUUCUCAGGAUCUUUUUAGCUGAGCUUGGAGGAAACCCAAAUAAGAAGAAUCAUCUUAAUGAAAAUCAUUGCACUGCUUGUGUAAUGUGGAAGAAAUCAAACACAGCUCUCCACUAUGCAGCCCAAUCAGGAAUGCAGAAAGUCGUAGAGUUGCUGGUGCAGAGUGGCGCGCCCUUGUUUACUGAGAAUCACGAGAAGAAGACCCCGUGUGACUGCGCCGAGGUCAAAGGUUACAAUGAGAUUGCCCUCUACCUCGAGUCCAAGAUGGUUGAUGACAACCAGAAGAUUGAUGAGACGGACUUAAUAAACCCAUACAAUGAUUCGGAUGAGGGUUAUAGCGGGCUCAGGGCUCAAGACCUUCAAGAGGCCAAAGAUCAGCUGCUGGUAGAAACAUCAGAUAUGCUAAGGUGCGGGGUCACGCCCCCAGCAGUCUUGUGGGAUUCAGACGAAGGUCAAGGUAAUCUACAAAACUGUGGCUCACGCAGCAGCUGCAAAAUCGCCAACGACCACGAACUUAGCAGUCCGACCAGCAGUUCAAAUAAAAAUAAUUUCCCCAUUGGUGUAGACGAUGACCACGGUGAGAGGAGGGGGAUUGGUGGUGUGGGUAGCUGUGGAAACUCAGAUGGGGGAAUCGAGAGAGAGUGCGGUAUUUGUGCCUGUCCAAUUUCUCAAAUGGAGCCGCCAGUUCUUAUGCCUUGCAAUCAUCAGUUCUGUAGGACUUGCUGGGAAGUAUAUCUCAGCAACAAAAUAAGUGACGGCGAAACGCAUAACAUGACGUGUGCGGGCUACCAGUGCAACAAGUUGGUCCCGGCCUUUGUGGAGAGUAACCCAACGAUUAAAUGGUGCCCCCAUCCUGGCUGUGGUCGGGCUGUCCGUCUGCCGGACGCCCAAAGGAUGAUGGUGACCCCCUCGUCGUUGUCGUCUUCACCCUCGUAUCACGGUGGGGGCGGUGCUGAUGGUCGCUAUAUGACCAGUCCGAAUGAAACUUCGCACGCCGUUGAUUGUGGGAAUGGUCACACAUUCUGCUGGGAAUGUUUAGGAGAGGCCCAUGAGCCGGCCAGCUGUGGAAAUUGGAAGAACUGUAAGAGACACAGCCGAGCAGACAGAGAAUUCAGUGAACUGUCUGUGGCUGGUUACGAACUCGAAGCCCUGCCCGAAUGUGCAAGCAUGAUUUCUGCUGGGUUUGUCUGGAGGCUUGGAAGAAACAUAGCACUGCUACUGGCUAGUCGUGAUGGCGGGUUUUUCAGGUGCAACAGAUAUGAAGUUGUUAAGAGAGUGAAAGAGCAGCAAGAUGUCCUCAAGGCAGAGGCCGAAGUUCACAACAAGAAGAUCCAAGAGUUAAAUAGAUUCGUGCAUUAUUACAGCCGCUUCAAGAACCAUGAGAAUAGCUACAAGUUAGAGGAGCCCCUGUUUGACACGGCCAAAGAGAAGAUGAUGGUGCUAGCGAGGGCUGUGAACUCGGUGCAGGCCGACCAAGAGACGAAAUUCAUCCAGGACGCUGUCGUCCAGCUUCUGAAGGCUCGACAGGUCCUCAAAUGUUCCUAUCCUUUUGGCUACUUCCUAGAAGAGGCAGGGUACAAGAAGCCCAUUUUUGAGUUUAUGCAGACUGAACUUGAAAAGUGUACAGAGAGGUUGUCAGAGAUGAUCGCCAGACCGUACCUACGUACACCGAGGAACAAGAUCGUACAGACGGCCAUCCUCGUGCAACGCAAGAGGCACGAGCUUGUCAGCGCCAUUGGGAAGGGGCUAGUGCCCCCCGAUACUUCUCCGGAUAUGAGGAAGAACAAGAAGAGUUUCACUCAUAAGAUGGAUGAAGAGACAAGAAAAGCCCUGAUUGCCUCCCUGGAAGAUGACCCCACUGCCCUCUGGGUCAAGGACCUUGCCGGCCGCCACACCAACAUAUCAGCUCUUUUUGAUUGGCCAGAAGAGAGCGACGAAUCAGAUUCCGAGAUCCCGUCACCCUCCAAAUUUCCAAACGCUCUAAGUUCGCUGGUCUCGAGUAGCAGUAACUUGAAGGCAAUUCAUUCCGACCCAGGCUCAGUUGCUCAGAGCAGAAAUUUGUACGGCAGCGAGGAGGCUGUGCUUCCGACAACUGAUGCACAUCGCUUCUCAGCAUCAAAUGACGAUAAUCUCCAAAACGUGACUCUUGGCUCCGAUCGAUGCGAUGGAGAAGUUGAAAAAAACGCCUCGACAGCCGCUGCUAGUGCGGCUGCUGCUGUCCCUGCUACUACUGCUGCUACCAUAGCUGACGACAAUGUAUUUAAAGAAGGUUGUUCGAAUAGUAUAAGCAGUAAUAACAGUGGUAGCAGUAAGAAUCCUCACAAAUCUUUGAGGUGGCGGUUAACAAAGUGGUCGCGAAUGGCUGGUGGUGGGAGUACAAAUCAAGUCGAAGCUACCGCAUCAAGUGUUGCUAUCUCUGCUGCUGCUGCAAGUGGGGCUGGCAGAGUUGAAGGAACCUCAUUCAGUUUUUGUGGCGUUGGUAGUGCUGCUACAACUGCUGCUACUGCUGCUGCUAAUAGCGCUGACGAAGAUGAAGUCACAAUGCCAGGGAAGUGUGCUCGAGUUGGCUGUAAUCACCUGCAGGUCAGAAAUCCAAGGACAGGUCAGUUACACGAGCACUGCAGUAACAGGUGCAUGAGACUCGACCAGAUAGAUUCACUGCCUGACCGAACGAAAAAGUUGGAGAGCCUGGUGGCUGAUCCCAGCAUGGACUUAAUGAGGGCCUUGGAGAUGUCCAGAUUUCAAUACUUCGUAGAAAAAUUUUCCACCACCGCUUCUAACGCUACCACAGCUACUACAGCUGGUACUGUGGCCGCUUCGGCUAAUACAGCUGCUGCUACAGCUAGUGCAGCUGCUGCUACAGCCACCACUGUUGACGUUGAUGGUGAUAUUAGUAACGUUGAUGCUGAUAAUCUUGGUGCUGACUGCCAGACUCGAUUGUCUUCAUCGUCAGUUGCAACCGCAGCAGUAUUUGAGCAGCAACACAAACAUGCGUUGAGAAGGAGAGAUUUGGUAGAAGCUGAGAGACAUCUGCCCCAUCAGCCUCUGCUAGAUAUGAGAGACGACGACAAGCAGCUUUCAUUGGCAAUCGAACUGUCGAUGAUUGAUAGUAGCAGUAGUAGUGGCGGUGGUGGUACCAAUCUUUCAAAAAGUUGCGAGGUUCUCGCGACCACCUCCACUUCUUCCGGUUGCUACUACUACGGCGCUAACUUUCCAGAUGAGAGUAAAAGUGAAUUCAACAAUAACAACAUACCCCACGCCGUAAUACAUAGUUCGGAGUUCUUAGGCAGUGGUGUCUACAGGCAAAGGUUGAUGUCAGACCAAGGACACCCUGAUGAGCCAAAUGCUUUCGGCUUCCGGAAAACUAGCAGCUGCAACGACGACGACGUCUGUGGCAGUGGCGAUAAUAGAAACGACGUUGAUGAGGAGCAUAGAAAUAUAAGUGGGGUUUGUAUUGAGAUGAAUGGCAACCAGCAGUUUAAUGUCUAUGGAGGAGGUGAUUGCGAUCUCGCUUCUACUGAUUUAAGCAACGAAACAACGAACGAUAAUGAUCAGUGUUGUAGUUUUCUUCCCAGCAUUAAUUCUGACCAACAACAACAACAGCAGCAACAACAACAACAGCAUCAUCAUCAUAAUCCGGAAUACUUUGGAUUAGUUAAGGAUCUAAACAUUAGCAACAUCUCAGUCCCUGAGAGCAAGGAUAGGGAUAAGAUCAAAUGUUUCCGUAGUAAGAAUUUCAGUAGACUAUUUUCCGACAGCAGUAUCGAGCGUAGUAAAAAUGCCGCGCAGCAGCAGCAGCGUCAGCUGCACCAGCCACAAGAUUCUACUUACCAUGUAACUUUGAAUUUGACUUCGAAAGGCGGCCCGCCAGUCGGAAAGAGUGGCAGGGUUAGGAGUCUGUCAACUGGUCCUAUUGACAGGGGAAUGUUGAAUUUCAAAGUGUUUCCAUUCCCAAUUGAUGUGAGAGAAGGAUCUUCUUGUGGGGGGGAUGGGCCUGCUGUGGACAGGGAUCUGCUUAAUGCCACCCAACAACAACAACAACAACGCCAUCAACAACCGCAGAAAUCUGAUCAUGACGUCAGCGCUUCGACACAGCAGGCUUUAUAUAAACAACAACAACAUCAUCUUCAGUUGUUUAAAUAUUCGAAUGAGAAUAGGCGUUUGUUGGUUAAUCAAUUUCACAAUCAACCUCAACAACAACAACAUCAGCAAAAGCCUGCCGACAAUCUUAAUCAACAGUUACAUCAUCGACAUCAUCAUCAUCAUCAUCAACAACAACCACAACAUCAUCAUCAUCAACGCUCGCGCGCUGCAGCUCAGUCCCAGCAGCAGCACCACCACCGAGAGCCUCAACAUCAUCAGAACCCUUGCUCCAAAGGUAGAUGUAACUUCACCAAAAACGAAACGGUGGUCAGCGUCCUUGGUGUCUGGCAACAGCUGCCACACACCUACUACCACCCGUCGUCGGCUUCUUCAUCGGUACUGAACAAUUCGUCACAGGUGGACCCAUCCCUGCCUUUGAAAGCGGUUCAAAUCGAGUCGGGAUUUCGUUUAGGCGAGAGUCGGUAUAAUGAUGAUUUUAAUCUGCGAGAGUCGACCAAGAACCAAUCCCAAUUGCCUCGAGACCAUCAGUUCAACAUGUUGCCAGCCUGCACUGAUCUGUCUGCUGCUCAACAACACCAGCGACAUCAACAACAACAUCAAUCCAACAUCAACAGUGACAACAUUCCUAAAUCUCAUUGCAUUCCCAGGAGGAAAUCAGCUGCUACAUUGGUAGACAGCAUCUACAACAACAACAACGGCAAAACAUCGACCUCCACUUUCUCAACAGUACAAUCAACGAAACCAAGCACAUCCUCGGAUCCCACGCAGCAGUUGCAGCAGCAGUUGCAGCAACCUCACAGACACCACAAGCAACACUACUCACCUGUUAAGCUGCACAAAAAGCAGCCGUUCUCCUUGCUCUCUCUCAGCCACAACUGCCUCGACCAUGAGAACAAAAUGGUCGACCCGGUAGACAUGAUCAUCAGUCCGAAGAUUUUGGAAUCACUCUUGCAAGGGGCUGAGGGCUACUCUGGCGGACCAAUCAAACUGCCUUCCACAUGUGGCACAUCAUCAGUAACAGCAACUUCAUCGUCGUCAUCAUCAUCGUCAGUAGCGACUAAUGCGUGCGUUGUACAAUCAGCAAGAACAUCUAAUCUAUAUGAUAGCGCUUCCGGUAUCGAGGCUUCAAACAAAGACAAAAAAGUCACUAGACCGUCUAUGUUUUCUUUCCCUAAUUUGAAAUGCUCCCCGAAAACCGGACACAGUAUUGGCGGUUGUGAGGACUACGACGAUGAUGAUGUUGAGGAAGAGGAGGAAGAAGAGGAUGUUGGUUCUUUCGGUGGUUCAAAUAACCCAGUAGCAUCAGCAGCAGCUGCUGCAGCCAAGCAAAUGCAGUUGACAUUUUCAUUAUCUUCAUCAGUUUUUCCGAUGACGUCGUCUUCGUCAUCCUCUUCAUCAUCCUCAUCUGCUUCUAGGUUUAUCGUGAAAUCCUUCACAGCCUGCGAGAACAAACAACAAAAACAACUACAACAACAUCAACAACAACAACAACAUCAACAACAGUUUUCGAAGGCAGCUACAACGAACUACUGGUACAACCAGAAAAGAUGA
This is a messenger RNA of Helobdella robusta, 5835 nucleotides long. RefSeq lists its product as hypothetical. Bases 1 to 5835 code for a protein of 1944 amino acids. The record is from RefSeq and is a predicted model, not a curated record. Gene Ontology annotation, molecular function: zinc ion binding; ubiquitin conjugating enzyme binding; ubiquitin protein ligase activity. NCBI's taxonomy places the organism in Eukaryota, Metazoa, Annelida, Clitellata, Rhynchobdellida, Glossiphoniidae. Gene Ontology annotation, biological process: ubiquitin-dependent protein catabolic process; positive regulation of proteasomal ubiquitin-dependent protein catabolic process; protein polyubiquitination. Gene Ontology annotation, cellular component: cytoplasm; ubiquitin ligase complex. The transcript is spliced from 26 exons.